AUGGCAAUACGAAAAAAGAAGCCGGAAUAUGGCGAUCGUAUAAAGGUGGAAAUAGCAAUACGAAAAAAGAAGCCGGAAUAUGGCGAUCGUAUAAAGGUGGAAAUAGCAAUACGAAAAAAGAAGCCGGAAUAUGGCGAUCCGACAGAUGCCGUGAAUUGGUCGCACGUUCGAUCCGAGCAAAAUGCUGCCGACUUAGCCAGUCGUGGCGUUCCUUUGAGCGACCUGGUUGGAAGUCAACUCUGGUGGCAUGGUCCUGAGUGGUUACAAAGACCGGGAGACCAGUGGCCAGCAGUGUUCGUCCAAAAUCCAUCCACUGAGUUAGAGCAGCACGUGGUUAAGACCAAUUUCGCUAAAGCAGCCUCCGAGAAUUUCCUUACGCGUUUUUCUAAGCUCGACAAAGCCCUACGAGUUCUGGUGUAUGUGCUCCGUUUUCCGACUUGUUGCCGUAAAGGUCCCAAAGGACCAGCGGGCCCUCCUACAAACAUUGAAAUUCGGCAUUCUGGAGAAGUGCUUGUUGCGCUAGCUCAGCGCGAGGAAUAUGUCCAAGACCUUAAUUCUUCAAACAGCAAACGCCCGUUGUCUGGUUCAAGUCCAAUAAAGAACCUUUUUCCGUUUAUGGACCAACAAGGCCUAUUAAGAGCUAGUGGCCGCCUCUCAGCCUCAAAGGCCGUGAAGUAUGAUGAGCGUCGCCCUAUCAUCCUGCCUUAUAGUUGUCGGCUGUCUCGUCUCUUAGUCGAGUUUAUCCACCAGAUUUCGCUCCAUGGCGGCAAUCAGUUGAUGAUACGCAUAAUCCGAGCGAAGUAUUGGGUUCCAAAGCUCAAGAAUCUAGUAAAGGCGGUAGGGAGCUCUUGCAAGGUGUGCAUCAUCUUCAAGAAAAGGCUGCAGUCGCAACUGAUGGGCGAUCUUCCGACAGACCGUGUCUCCUUCUCGAGGCCUUUUACCUACACCGGCAUUGAUUACGCAGGCCCGUUUGAGAUCAAAAAUUACACAGGAAGAGCGCGCCCCAUUACAAAAGGGUACGUCUGCGUUUUUGUGUGCUUCUCAACUAAGGCCAUCCACUUGGAACCGACCUCUGACUUAACAACAGAGAAGUUCCUUGCGGCAUUCGCCCGGUUUGUGGCCAGACGAGGUUGUCCCCAGCGGGUCUAUUCAGACAACGGCAAAACCUUCGUUGGAGCAGCAACAUUGCUAUCCCGUGAUUUCCUGCAAGCGGUCAAGGAGUCAGCGAUGGGUACAUACGGCCAUCAAGGGCUUCUGUGGCGUUUCAUUCCACCAUGCGCACUGCAUAUGGGAGGCUUGUGGGAGACGGGUGGGAAAAGUUUCAAAACGCUUUUCUACAAAGCCACGUCCAGUCGAAAAUACACAUUCGAAAAGCUUUCGACGAUACUUUCCAAGGUUGAAGCAUGCUUUAACUCCCGGCCUCUCUCUCCAAUGUCCGAGGAUCCCUCCGACUUGCUGGCAUUAACGCCAGGCCAUUUCCUGAUUGGGGGUCCGUUGCUCUCCACAGCUGAGCCCGAAAUCAAAGGGGAAGAUAAGUCGAUAAUAAAUCGAUGGCAACACCUCAAGGCCCAGCAUCAGCAGUUUAAUGUGCGAUGGAAAGAGGAGUACCUGAAAGAACUCCAUAAGCGCAACAAAUGGCAAGUUCCAGAUCGGAACAUCCAAGUUGGCGAUAUGGUGGUUGUCAAAGAGGACAACAUACCAUCCAACGAUUGGCGACUCGGCAGAGUCGUGUCGGUCUAUCCGGGAGCCGACAGACGGGUUGGCGUCAUCGACGUCCUCACUUCGCGGGGCACAAUAAAGCGCCCAGUUCAUAAAGUUGUGCUUCUUCCGACAGAGGCUCAAAUUGUUCCGCAGCCCGGUCAAUAG
Molecule: messenger RNA, 1866 nt
Organism: Drosophila ficusphila
Lineage: Eukaryota; Metazoa; Arthropoda; Insecta; Diptera; Drosophilidae
Exons: 2
Coding region: 1-1866 (621 amino acids)
Biological process (GO): DNA integration
Molecular function (GO): nucleic acid binding
Source: RefSeq, a predicted model, not a curated record